Molecule: messenger RNA, 3183 nt
Organism: Phalaenopsis equestris
Lineage: Eukaryota; Viridiplantae; Streptophyta; Magnoliopsida; Asparagales; Orchidaceae
Product: probable potassium transporter 11
Exons: 9
Coding region: 571-2922 (783 amino acids)
Biological process (GO): potassium ion transmembrane transport
Cellular component (GO): membrane
Molecular function (GO): potassium ion transmembrane transporter activity
Source: RefSeq, a predicted model, not a curated record
CCACCUCCUCCCUUGCGCAAUACCCGAAUAAACCCUACUCCUCGAGCCAACGCCCUCCAAUUUACCUUCUUCCUCUGCUCUUCCCAUGCCGCUCCACAUUAUGAAUCUCCUCACCACCCCGCCUUUCUCUCUCAUCCCUCCCCAUUCUCCGUACCUUCUCUCCCCGCCACCUCGCAUCCUCUCGCUCUCACUGUCCUUUUCAAGCCUCUUCUCAGUUACAGUUCCCCUUACAAAUUACAACCAAAAAUUCAAAUUAACCCCAUUACCACCGCAUCUCAAGGGGCCGCAUUCCAUGGUUGCGGACCUUAGUCCCUAUAUUUACAUGUCAGUUCUCCUUUUCCCCUCCAAAUAUAGCUUCUAGAUUCGUCGUGGCGUCCCGUUAGGCUCCUAAACCUCUCUCACCUUUUUUUGGGUGAAGAUCCGCGAAGCUUGCGGCGAUAGAGAAAGGAAUGAUGGAGGGUUAGUUGCCGGGAAGAUAGUUAGAGAAAGAAGAAGAAGAGAGAUUUGAUUGUGAUCCGGUGCCGCAUUGGUGGCCGCCGGGCUAGAAGUGUGCCGGCGAACAUCAGUGGCAUGGCCUCAGCUUCAAGUAAUGGGGAGAUCCCUAAAGGUAAUAUGUGGGAUCUCGACCAGAAGCUUGACCAGUCCAUGGAUGUAGAGGCUGGAAGGAUACGGAGCCUGUACAGGGAGAAGAAAUCAUCAUCAUUGUUGAUCAUGCAGCUUGCGUUCCAGAGUUUAGGUUUGGCGUUUGGCGAUUUGGGUACAUCCCCUUUGUAUGUUUUCUACAACACAUUUCCUCAUGGACUGAAACAUGAAGAUGAUGUAAUUGGGGCUCUUUCUCUGAUUAUAUACUCGCUUACUCUCAUUGCUCUCCUCAAAUAUGUACUGGUGGUAUUGAGGGCUAAUGAUAAUGGGCAGGGUGGAACCUUCGCUCUUUACUCUCUACUCUGCAGACACGCAAACAUUAAAACCAUAGCAAACCAGCAUCAUACAGAUGAAGAGUUGACAACAUAUAGCCGCCGGACAUUUGAGGAGAACUCGCUAGCGAGAAAGGUCAAGUGUUGGCUCGAGUCAUAUGGAAUUAAUAAGAAUGUGAUUCUUUUUCUUGUCCUUAUUGGAACGUGUAUGAUGAUUGGAGAUGGAAUUCUUACUCCAGCUAUAUCAGUUCUAUCAGCAGCUGGUGGGAUCAAGGUGAAUCACCCCAAGAUGAGUACUGAUGUGGUCAUACUUGUUGCUGUUAUCAUCUUGAUCGGAUUGUUCAGCCUGCAACGUUAUGGAAUCGAUCGAGUUUCUUGGCUUUUUGCUACUAUCGUAUUCUUAUGGUUCAUAAUAAUUGGAUCAAUUGGCGCAUUUAACAUUUGGAAAUACGACAGUUCUGUUCUCAAGGCCUUCUCACCCAUAUGCAUAUUCCAUUUCCUUAGGAGAGGCCCCCAUGGUUGGACUUCCCUGGGAGGGAUUAUGCUAAGUAUUACAGGAAUUGAAGCAUUGUUUGCAGACCUUUGUCAUUUUCCUGUACUUGCCAUUCAGCUUGCAUUUACUCUACUUGUUUUUCCUUGCCUUCUGUUGGCUUAUAGUGGACAAGCAGCUUACAUUAUGCAGAACCCAGGGCACGUUGCUGAUGCUUUCUAUCGAUCUAUUCCAAGCAUUGUCUAUUGGCCGGUGUUUAUUGUUGCAACAGCAGCAGCUAUAAUAGCUAGUCAAGCCACCAUAUCAGCUACAUUUUCCAUCAUUAAGCAGGCAGUAGCACUUGGUUGUUUUCCUAGAAUCAAGAUUGUCCACACUUCAAAGAACUGUUUUGGUCAUAUAUACAUUCCGGCGAUUAAUUGGAUCCUUAUGGUUCUCUGCGUUGCGGUGACUGCCAGGUUCAAAAACAAGACUCAAAUUGGAUUAGCAUAUGGAACUGCAGUUGUGAUAGAUAUGAUGGUGACCACACUACUCAUGAUCUUGAUCAUGCUGCUGGUAUGGCGGAGCAACUGGAUCCUUGUGUUCGCCUUCGGCAGCCUUUCUCUCACUGUGGAGCUCACAUAUUUCUCCUCUGUAAUACUGAAAGUCGACCAAGGUGGAUGGGUACCUCUUGUUAUCGCCGCCACAUUACUCAUUAUCAUGUAUGUUUGGCAUUAUGGGACCAUGAAACGCUACGAAUUCGAAAAACAUAGCAAAGUAUCCAUGGCAUGGAUCCUUGGCCUUGGCCCCAAUCUUGGCCUUGUUCGUGUCCCCGGAGUUGGCUUCGUGUACUCCGAACUGGCUAGUGGUGUGCCUCACAUCUUCUCCCACCUCAUUACAAAUCUUCCUGCAAUCCAUUCCGUUGUGCUCCUUGUCUGUGUCAAGUUUCUUCCCGUUUAUACGGUUCCGGUAGAGGAACGCGUCCUCGUAAGAAGAAUUGGCCCCAAAAACUUCCACAUGUUCCGCUGCGUCGUGAGAUACGGUUACAAGGAUCUUCAUAAGCAAGACGAUGACUUCGAGAAGAUGCUCUUUGAUAGCAUCUCCGUCUUCGUUCGGCUCGAGUCAAAGACGGACUAUUCCGAUUCUGAUGACUUGAGCCUUGAUAUGGGGCAGCAGAACACCUCAAAAUCUAUCACCCUUAAUACAACCGAUGAUGUAGAGUCUCUCACUGCUGAUUCAAUUGUGGAGAUCACUGAUUCAUCGCAGCUCGACUCUGUAGAUCGUUACACAGACAAUGUGAGAGAAACGACGAGCCGCAAUGGAGAGGAUGAACUGGCUUUCUUGAACCAGUGUCGGGCUGCCGGGGUGGUGCACAUCCUGGGAAACACUAUUACUAAGGCUAGGAGGGACUCUAGCUUCUGGAAGAGGGUUGCGAUUGGCUACAUAUAUGCAUUUCUCAGGAAGGUUUGUACAGAGAACAGUGAGAUGCUCCAUGUUCCUCAUGAGAGCAUGCUGAAUGUGGGACAGAUAUUCUAUGUGUAGUUUAUCGGAGUCUGCUUCAUAUGACAGAACUUGGACUCUUAAAGACUUUUAAAAGAAUCGGCAGGGGCUAGUCUUUGGAAUUGUGGCUGAAGAAACGAAAAUGGAAUAUUUUGAUCGAGUAUAUUUUUGAAGUACUGAGUUGCUUUGUUGUACAGGCGAGAGUGUAGGACCAUAACCUAACAGGUAUAUGUUGAAUUAUUUAAAAAUUUUUGUGGCAUUAUCUAUGUAUUAACUACACGUAUUACUGUCUCUUAAUCAAGG